UUCUACAUGGAAUUCUUUAAGUUUUCUUUCGGACUCUUUUUUCGUCCGAUUUCGCGCGGCAGUAAGGGCAGCUCCGACACUCGUCGUCGAUCCCAACCGCCUCACGAGUCCCACCCCACUCUCCUUUGUUCCCUUCCUCGAAGGCGAAGAAGCUUUUUAGAAACCCUAGAAGAAACUCGAAUAAUUAGGAAAUCUCGGUGAUGCUCGGGAGAUGGAGGAGGAGAAGGAGAUCACCAUCUCGAGCGCGCUCUCAGACGAAGAGACCCCGUCCAGGUAUGAACUGUUGAGUAUGGUGAGAAAGCAUUCGAACUUGUUGGGUGAGACGGCAGUUGAUGAACAGGAUGCAUCAGACGUCGGAAUGGAUACUCGGUUUUGGCAUAAAAUGUUGGAUUUGUAUUUUAUACAUGGGAGGAUAUCAAAAGGACGUCAGGAAGAUGACCUUAUCUUUUUUGUUAGAAAUAUGAGCUUGCACGGGUAUGGUUUCAAUGAUACUAUGGAAGGCCAUCCUCCCUUUUUUGUCCGUAGAUGGGCUCCUCAGUUGGAAAAAGUAGUUGGUGAAAAUUCUGCAGACGUGGACUGGAGAUGUUCUUUUUAUUUGAAUUUGAUUGCCCACACAUCAUUCACUGUUACAGUUGCAAUUUGUAGUACACAGGAUCUGCGCAAACAUCAAAAUGGAGAAGUGACAUCAUUAUCUCCCAUAUACAAAGUUGUAAAGACAGUCUAUGCAUCUCCCAGUCGUGUUAAUUUUCAUCUGGACCAUAAGAAGGCUGUAGAAACACUACCUGCCUACCCAAACAUUUGCUUUGCCGUUGAUGACUUUGAUGAUACUUUUGAUGCUGUGGUUUUGUCAGAAACAGAUCAUUGCUAUUGCGUACUUCUUAAUGCCCAUGGUGGGGCAGCUUUUCCAGCAGAAAAGGAUCAGCCUGACUGCAACUCUAGUGGGCCUUUGAGACUUGAGAAUGAUUCAGAGAAAGCUAGGUCAUCCAAGCUUACUCUCUUCUCAGGAUUUGUCAACUAUCAGAUGGUUCGAGAAGCAUAUGAUGCUGGAAAAUCUAGAUUUGGGAGUCUUCUAUCACUUGGUCAUGUUCAGGCUAAAACAGACAGGCUUUACAUGAGGGGUCCUGGAGGGCGUGGGGAAGUUGAAGUUGCUGUUUCUGGAAUAACAGAUCAAAGUCACCAGUAUGCAGGUCCUCCUUCACCACUUCAGUUAUCGAAGAGAGGUUUGAGCAUCGGCCUGGGGACUAUUGUGCAUAGAGCAGCUUCUGCUGCUUCUGAGUUGGCCAAGCAUGCUUAUGGCGGUACCAACAGGAAUUCUGAUUUAGAACUUUUGCCCCUCAAGUGCUGCUUGAUGUCCAUCUCUUUACCUUGGGAAGUUAUUGCACACGACCUUUUGUUCAAGGCAAGCCCUCUGGUGAGUCUCUGAUGGUCUUCACUAUUGUUGCUGGAAUCUUGGUGUUCUGAUAGCAGCCAAGCAGGAGCAGCAAGUUGCCAAUAACCCAUGACUUCAGGAAGAUACCGGUGCUAUAAAAACAACAAUACAAUUUAUGUAUACCAACUCACUUCUGUGCCCUUUGUCUUGAUUUCCAUUUGCUUUAUUUAUUGAAACAGCUUCAGUCAAUAAUAGCCUUAAGGGCGUUUACCUUCUCUUACAUGAAUGCUUUGGAAAACAGCAGAUCAUAUGCAGUUUUUCACUACUCACUUAUCCUGAAUGUAGCGACCAAAAGGCAGAUUAUGCAGAUCUGGGGUAUAGUUUUCACUCAAGAAAAGAAUGCAGAAAGGCCUCUUUGUUGA
Messenger RNA from Phoenix dactylifera (date palm), 1791 nucleotides. RefSeq names its product CW7 (gene CW7). The record is from RefSeq and is a predicted model, not a curated record. NCBI's taxonomy places the organism in Eukaryota, Viridiplantae, Streptophyta, Magnoliopsida, Arecales, Arecaceae.